AUAACUGAAAUGGCAGGUUUAGAUAUGAUCCGGUCAUACCUAUCCGAAUCUGAGGAUUCCGACACCCAGGAUGAUUCCAAAAUAAACAGAGACAAAAUUUCAAGCUCUGCAAAGAAUCUGUUACAAAGAUUUUCGGUUCCUGAGAGUAUAUUGUCAUUGAAAGGUACGAAACAUCAUGAAGAUGUUCACGAUGAUCCCAGCCAACAUGAUGGGCGAACAAGAACUUUUAAACAUGAACGUGGAAACUGGGCAACACUUGUUUACAUUAACUAUCCUGAUUACAGCCCAAUAUGUUCAUGGUUGAGGGAACUACCACAACAGAUUGGAAUUAAGGAAGUUUUGAACUUUUUUACAGAAUUCCAUUUAAGUUUAACUCGGUGUUUGGUUCUAAAAUUUCACUGGAUUGAAUCAUUCGUAGAUAGCUUACAGAAGCUGUGUCAAUCUACAGGUGAAAUAUUGGUAGAAUUUAGGGAUUUGAAGGUAUACUGUAACGAGGAUAGGACUCGAACAUUUCUUGGUUUACGGUGUGAAGACAGGAAUAAAAUCCUCAAACAAUUCGUGAUAAAUAUUGAUAAAAUACUUGCAGAGUAUCAGCUACCAUCAUUCUAUGAGGACGCGUCGUUUCAUGUCAGCAUCCUAUGGUGCCUAGGAGAUGUAAAGGAAAAACUGAAUGCUUCGCUUCCUGCUCUGAAUGAAAGUUGGAACAGUAUUUGUGCUGAGCAUUUUUUACACAGUUUCGAAGUCAGCAAGAUUAAUUGUAAAAUUGGCAACAAAAUGUACACUUUUCCUCUGAAGUAAAGGUAUACAUGAGUAUAAAUAUUCAAUGUAAAUAAAAGUAGUUACAAUUUGGAAGAAUGUGU
Molecule: messenger RNA, 860 nt
Organism: Neodiprion virginianus
Lineage: Eukaryota; Metazoa; Arthropoda; Insecta; Hymenoptera; Diprionidae
Product: U6 snRNA phosphodiesterase
Exons: 4
Coding region: 10-798 (262 amino acids)
Biological process (GO): U6 snRNA 3'-end processing
Cellular component (GO): nucleus
Molecular function (GO): 3'-5'-RNA exonuclease activity
Source: RefSeq, a predicted model, not a curated record